Messenger RNA from Epinephelus moara (kelp grouper), 928 nucleotides. RefSeq lists its product as uncharacterized. NCBI's taxonomy places the organism in Eukaryota, Metazoa, Chordata, Actinopteri, Perciformes, Serranidae. Gene Ontology annotation, cellular component: phagocytic vesicle; late endosome; lysosome. The coding region runs from base 121 to 735 and encodes 204 amino acids. Gene Ontology annotation, biological process: phagosome-lysosome fusion; endosome to lysosome transport. Gene Ontology annotation, molecular function: GTP binding; GTPase activity. The transcript has 5 exons. The record is from RefSeq and is a predicted model, not a curated record.
AAAUCACCAUGACACACCACUGAGACAUGCGUCAAAUGUUGGAAAGGCACAAUUCCGAGGGGUUCCUGAAGGCAGCAGCAGCUGAAGCUCCAGUGGAAAUAAAGCCCAACAGAUGUGACCAUGAGCGACACAAAAAGUCCGGUGACACUGAAAAUAAUCCUCAUAGGAAACUCCGGGGUGGGAAAGUCCUCCUUCAUGAACAGAUAUGUGAAUCACCGCUUCACCAACAUGUACCGGGCCACCAUAGGCACUGACUUCCUCUGCAAAACAGUCACCAUAGACGGGGACACAGUCAACCUGCAGAUCUGGGACACAGCGGGUACAGAGAGGUUCCAGUCUCUGGGGACACCUCUGUACAGAGGAGCCCACUGCUGCAUGCUGGUGUUUGAUGUCACAUCCAGAGCCAGUUUCUCUGCCCUGGUGGAGUGGAGGAAGGAGUUUCUGAUCCAGGGCGAGCCCCAGGACCCAUCCGACUUCCCCUUCAUUGUAGUGGGCAACAAGACUGACCUGAGCGACAGGGAGGUGUCUGGCAGGAAGGCCCUGCAGUGGUGUGAGGAAAUAGGAGCAGAGUACUUUGAAGGAAGCGCAAAGGAGGAUCUAGAUGUGGAAAAGUCAUUUCUGAGAGCGGCUCAGAGCGGCUUACGACAGUACAAAAAACACACAUUGGAAAAUACAGGACAUUUCCAGAUAACCUGCAAACAGCCGAGAGAAACUCGCAACACCUGUGAGUGCUGAGAGCAGCACUCGUCCCAGUGUGGGAGGGAAAAGUUCAGAGAGACCUCGACACUGCUGAUGAUGACCUAUCUAACGAGGGUGCAAAAAUAGUGACCCAGCAAAGGUACUGUGGAAGGAAAGGACACAAUUGUAUACCACAUGGAGAGAGGAACAAACUCAUUAAAUGUUUUUUUCUUUUUUUGAGAACCUUCAG